Messenger RNA from Hyla sarda, 2738 nucleotides. It is a transcript of the gene MID1, whose product is annotated as midline 1. Gene Ontology annotation, molecular function: protein binding; zinc ion binding. Lineage: Eukaryota; Metazoa; Chordata; Amphibia; Anura; Hylidae. The transcript is spliced from 10 exons. The record is from RefSeq and is a predicted model, not a curated record. Bases 464 to 2470 code for a protein of 668 amino acids.
ACAGAGAAAGCUGAGCUUAUCCUACUUUCCACAUCUCCAUUACCAGAUCUUGCCCCCGAACAGGUUAGAGAUGCUGUAGUGAAAGGAGCUUAUCCUGAGCUGCCUUUCAUUUAGCUUCCACAGGAAUCUGAGAAAAAGUCCCUCUCUAUCUGCAACCGGACUGGGACUGCUAGGAGAAGUUUUGGCGGAGGUGAUUGGGUGGAGCUGGCUUUCCUGGCAUUGUAACACAGAUUUUCCUGUUGUGAUCUAAUGUCAGCAGUCUCACAUUAGCUCCCCCAGCUCAGCACAAGGAUACGCUGUGUGUUCAGUAGCAGUGCCCCUCAGGACCUCUGACCUGUCAGCCUUGGGUUGCCCGGUGCCCUUCUUGCACAAUGCUCUACUUAACAGAAGCAUGGCGAGAUCCAUCGAUAGCUGAUCAGCUUCCCUGGAUUUCGCUGACGACACAGGAAAGCUUUGCCUGAAGAUGGAAACACUGGAGUCGGAACUGACCUGCCCUAUCUGUCUGGAGCUGUUUGAAGACCCACUGCUGCUGCCUUGUGCUCACAGCCUCUGUUUCAACUGUGCGCAUCGCAUCCUGGUCUCCCACUGUGCCAACAACGAAUCCGUAGAAUCUAUUAACGCCUUCCAGUGCCCCACCUGCCGUUAUGUCAUCACACUCAGUAAGCGCGGCUUAGACGGACUCAAGAGGAACGUGACUUUGCAGAACAUCAUCGACAGAUUUCAGAAGGCAUCUGUGAGUGGGCCAAAUUCCCCUAGUGAGACCCGCCGAGAGCGAACAUACGAUACCAACAACAGCAUGAAUUCCAGUGAGAAAGUACUCUGCCAGUUCUGUGACCAGGACCAGGCACGAGAGGCCAUAAAAACAUGCGUGACUUGUGAAGUGUCAUAUUGUGAUGACUGCCUAAAGGCAACUCACCCAAAUAAGAAGCCAUUCACUGGCCACCGUUUGAUUGAACCUAUCCCUGACUCGCACAUCAGAGGGUUAAUGUGUCUGGAACACGAGGAUGAGAAAGUUAACAUGUAUUGUGUGACAGAUGACCAACUAAUAUGUGCCUUGUGUAAACUGGUUGGGCGGCAUCGGGAUCAUCAAGUUGCUGCUCUAGCUGACCGAUACGACAAGUUAAAGCAAAGCCUGGAAAGCAACCUUACCAGCCUCAUCAAAAGAAACACCGAGAUGGAAAUGCUGUUAGCCAAGCUUAUUCAGACAUGCCAGCAUGUUGAGGUAAAUGCAUCCCGUCAAGAGGGAAAAUUAAUGGAAGAGAGCGAUCAACUGAUUGAAAUUAUACAGCAGAGAAGACAAAUUAUUGGAACGAAAAUUAAGGAAGGAAAGGUGGUCAGGUUGAGGAAGUUGGCCCAGCAAAUUGCCAAUUGCAAGCAGUGCAUUGAACGCUCAACAUCUCUCAUCUCCCAAGCAGAGCAGUCUCUGAAGGAGGCUGACCAUGCUCGCUUCCUCCAGUCAGCAAAAAGCAUCACUGAAAGAGUAUCAAUGGCAACUGCAUCCUCCCAAGUGCUGAUUCCGGAGAUUAAUCUGAAUGACACAUUUGACACAUUCGCAUUGGAUUUUUCUAGAGAGAAGAAGCUGUUAGAAUGUCUUGACUAUCUCACAGCUCCUAAUCCCCCGGUGAUCAGAGAAGAGCUCUGUACAGCGUCUUAUGACACAAUUACUGUGCACUGGACAUCUGACGACGAGUUCAGUGUCGUUUCCUAUGAACUUCAAUACACUAUUUUCACUGGACAGGCCAACGUAGUCAGCUUGUGUAACUCUGCCGACAGCUGGAUGAUUGUUCCUAAUAUCAAGCAGAACCACUAUACAGUGCACGGCCUACAAAGCGGCACCAAGUAUAUUUUUAUUGUGAAGGCCAUAAACCAAGCCGGCAGCCGGAACAGUGAACCUGGAAAAUUAAAGACAAACAGUCAGCCUUUUAAACUAGACCCGAAGUCUGCCCAUCGAAAGCUUAAGGUUUCUCACGAUAACUUGACAGUGGAAAGAGAUGAAACCUCUUCGAAAAAGAGCCACACACCGGAGCGUUUCACUAGCCAAGGAAGUUAUGGUGUAGCUGGCAAUGUGUUUCUGGACAGUGGCCGCCAUUACUGGGAAGUGGUUAUAAGUGGAAGCACCUGGUAUGCUGUUGGCAUUGCAUACAAGUCUGCACCAAAGCACGAGUGGAUAGGAAAGAAUUCUGCCUCCUGGGUAUUUUGCCGAUGUAACAAUAACUGGGCAGUAAGACACAACAGUAAAGAGAUUCCGAUUGAGCCCUCUCCACAUCUACGGCGCAUUGGAAUUUUACUAGACUACGAUAAUGGCUCACUGUCAUUUUAUGAUGCCUUGAACUCUAUUCACCUUUACACGUUUGACAUUGCUUUUGCACAACCUGUGUGUCCCACUCUCACUGUUUGGAACAAAUGUUUGACAAUUUUAACUGGACUUCCAAUACCUGAUCAUCUGGACUGCUUGGAGCAGCUGGCAUGACUUCUACAGAAAGUCACCUUUGCGUGACCAUAUCUUUAUUUGGCACACUAUGCUCCAGAAGUCAAAAUUUGAAGAUUUUGUUUUCUUUGAUUUAAAUUCAUUACAGGAAUGUUUUACCAAUUAUUUAUGAAUAGACUUUUGUUUAGUCUUUUUUUUUCCGGUUUUGCACAUUGACCUUGUUGAUUUAGCCGUCCUGCUUGUGGUGCUCAUUUAGGAGUGGAAUGUUCUAGAAUAUUAUCUGCAGACCUUCAUGGACUUGUUUCAGUUG